UCUCUCCAGGGAACGACCAGCAAGAGAAAAAACAACGUAUUCUCAUUGUUCAAUCCCAUCGUUCCAGGGAAGGACCACGAAGCAAACAACCUGGGUUUCAUUGUGUGAUCACAUCGCUCAAAGGGAAGGAGACCACAAAGGAAGGAUCAGCAUCAUCACCAUGAGAGCUUUCCAGAGCGGUAUUCUACUCCUCGUCUCCCUACUCUUUCUCAUUAACGACAGUGAAGCCCUACAAUGCUAUACCUGCAUGGGUUCUAGUGAUGAAGACUGCAAUCGUCAGGGCUCAAAAACCUGUCCAAGCUACUCUGACGCCUGCGCUGUAGUACGAGGACACGGAAGUGAGUUAAACAGCGGAGUGAUGAAGUCCUGCUCCUACAAGUCUUUCUGUAGCCAGGCCAACAGUCAGGGUUACCGGUCACCAGGGGUCAGAGUUCACUGCUGUUUCUCGGAUGACUGCAACGUGACAGGAAACGUAUCCAAGCUGGAAGGAAGUCUCAGCUACCUGUUGCUCCUCCUUCCCCUGCUCCUCCUCUGGAUCUAAAACUAAACAUAUAACCCAACAGCCAUCUACCCCACCUACCUCCCUACCCUACUCUCAAACUAAACCCAGCACAAACCAACAGCCAUGCCAUCUACCCCACCUACCUCCCUACCCUACUCUCAAACUAAACCCAGCACAAACCAACAGCCAUGCCAACUACCCCACCUACCUCCCUACCCUACUCUCAAACUAAACCCAGCACAAACCAACAGCCAUGCCAACUACCCCACCUACCUCCCUACCCUACUCUAAAACUAAACCCAGCACAAACCAACAGCCAUGCCAACUACCCCACCUACCUCCCUAUCCUACUCUCAAACUAAACCCAGCACAAACCAACAGCCAUGCCAACUACCCCACCUACCUCCCUACCCUACUCUCAAACUAAACCCAGCACAAACCAACAGCCAUGCCAACUACCCCACCUACCUCCCUACCCUACUCUCAAACUAAACCCAGCACAAACCAACAGCCAUGCCAACUACCCCACCUACCUCCCUACCCUACUCUCAAACUAAACCCAGCACAAACCAACAGCCAUGCCAUCUACCCCACCUACCUCCCUACCCUACUCUCAAACUAAACCCAGCACAAACCAAGAGCCAUGCCAUCUACCCCACCUACCUCCAUACCCUACUCUCAAACUAAACCCAGCACAAACCAACAGCCAUGCCAACUACCCCACCUACCUCCCUACCCUACUCUCAAACUAAACCCAGCACAAACCAACAGCCAUGCCAACUACCCCACCUACUUCCCUACCCUACUCUCAAACUAAACCCAGCACAAACUAACAGCCAUGCCAACUACCCCACCUACCUCCCUACCCUACUCUCAAACUAAACCCAGCACAAACCAACAGCCAUGCCAACUACCCCACCUACCUCCCUACCCUACUCUCAAACUAAACCCAGCACAAACUAACAGCCAUGCCAACAGCCAUUCCAACCCAAACCAACCUAACCUACAACGAACCCAACCCAACCCAACCUAACCUACAACGAACCCAACCCAAACCAAACUAACCUACAAUGAACCCAACCCAAACCAACCUA
Molecule: messenger RNA, 1596 nt
Organism: Oncorhynchus gorbuscha (pink salmon)
Lineage: Eukaryota; Metazoa; Chordata; Actinopteri; Salmoniformes; Salmonidae
Gene: ly6pge
Product: lymphocyte antigen 6 family member pge
Exons: 3
Coding region: 161-541 (126 amino acids)
Source: RefSeq, a predicted model, not a curated record